Nycticebus coucang (slow loris) is the source of this 1529-nucleotide messenger RNA. RefSeq names its product interleukin 7 (gene IL7). Gene Ontology annotation, molecular function: growth factor activity; interleukin-7 receptor binding. Bases 130 to 663 code for a protein of 177 amino acids. Lineage: Eukaryota; Metazoa; Chordata; Mammalia; Primates; Lorisidae. The record is from RefSeq and is a predicted model, not a curated record. Gene Ontology annotation, cellular component: extracellular region. The transcript is spliced from 6 exons. Gene Ontology annotation, biological process: immune response.
AUCGCCCUACCGGGCAACGACUCUCAGCAACUCCGCGGAACAUCAGGGUCCUGGCAGUGACUAUGGGCGGUGAGAAUUUGCUCCUGCUGCAGUUGCGGUCAUCAUGACUACGCCCACCUCCCGCAGACCAUGUUCCAUGUUUCUUUUAGGUAUAUCCUUGGAAUUCCUCCCUUGAUCUUUGCUCUGUUGCCAGUAGCAUCAUCUGAUUGUGAUAUUGAAGGUCAAGAUGGCAAAGUAUAUGACAGCAUCUUAAGGGUCAGCAUUGAUGAUUUAUUGGACAGCAUGAAAGAAAUUGAUAGCAAUUGCCUGAAUAAUGAAUCUAACUUUUUUAAAAAACAUUUAUGUGAUGAUAAUAAGGAAGGUACGUUUCUAUAUCGUGCUGCUCGCAAGUUGAAGCAAUUUCGUAAAAUGAAUAACAGUGACAAUUUCGAUCACCAUUUAUCAAUAGUUUCACAAGGCAUAUUAAAACUGUUGAACUGCACCAACAAGGUUAGAGGAAGAAAACCACCUCCCCUGGGUGAAGCCCAACCAACGAAGAAUUUGGAAGAAAAUAAAUUUUUAAAGGAACAGAAAAGACAGAACGGCUUGUGUUUCCUAAAGGAACUAUUACAAAAGAUAAAAACUUGUUGGAAUAAAAUUUUGAGGGGCACCAGAGAACAAUGAAAAAUAUGGAGUGGCGAUAUAGAAACAUACAAACUUUAGUUGUAUCUUCCAAGAAUCUUUCUGCUUAUGCAAUAUUUUGGAAUAGAAUGUCUUCUGGAAUUACUGCCUGCAUCCUGGUAAAAAUGGAUUAGAGCAAUUCAGAAAUCCAUACUGUAUUACUAGAACCUGGAUGCAAACAUAGAAAUGAACGCUGCAGUCAACAAGCUACUUCCUAUGUAUGCCCAUGUGUAUCAAUCGGUAUUCUGUGCUGAUUUUUGUAAGACAAUUCAUGUAAGGUAUCAGUUGCAAUGAUACUUUUCAAACCUGUUUAAAUAUUUCAGGAGAAGACAUCAAAUCCUUCUGAUGAGGCAUGUAAAGGUUACAGGAUUCAAAAUUAACACUGCUUUAUUAUGAAAAUAAUCUUAUGGCCUACUAUGAAUCAGUAUACUAUAUGAAGUGUAAAUUGUGGACAAUGCCGAUGAGAACAAGAGAGUCAUACACCUUAAAGGAGCAGCAAUAUAAAGAAGUCCAAGACACUUAUGAAUGAUAUCAAGAGAUGUAACUGAACAUGAAUAUGUAACACAGUGCCUUCAAUAAAUGAUCUAAUAAAUGUUCUAAAAUGAAAAACAGAACAGUCAAAAAAUAGAAAUGCACCUAGUCUAAGGAUACUAAACCUUAGUUCUGAGUUAUUUUUGUCAGUUAUGUAUAAUAAAACUUGUCUAAAUGAGUUUGCAGUUUGAGAUGUAUAUUUUUAAGAGAAUAAUAUAUGCCAGCCUUUUAAUUGAUGGAAUGUGUAUAUUUAAUUUUGACACUAUACCUGUAUAUAAAAGUAUUUUCAUACAGUACUACAAACAAAUUGCUUACUUUGGAUCCUAUUUCUCCUUGGA